AUGGAUCAGAAAAACUACCACUCAUCUUUUUCUUCAACUUCAAACAGAGAUCACUAUCUGAGACAACUCAACAAGCUUUCACAUAACAUUUCCAAACCCAACAUUAAGAAACCCACCUUCGAUUCUUCCCAGACCCACACCUUCAACAAACACGCUCUCCCCGAUUCUCACCCACACGUCUACAACAUCAGCAAGACCGAUUUCAGGGACAUGGUCCAAAAGCUCACCGGUUCACCCGCUCACAACCCGCAACCCAAACCGGUUGCUACCUCUCGCCUCCACCGCCUGCGCCCGCCUCCGCUGCCGCAGAUUAUCAGCCACCAUCCACCACCUCGCUCCGCCGCCGCGCCUCCCUCGCCUCUCCCGCCGUUUCCCAGCGUCCAUGCGGAAUCCCCUGUCUCGGCGUACAUGCGGUUUCUGCGGAACUCGAUGCCAUCGUCUAUUUCGGAGUCGGAGUUUCAGACUUUUGGAUGCUUGAACUCGGUUUCCCAGAUUCCCCUGUCACCGACUGUGCCGGUUUCGAGCCCUGGAGGAUGGAGAGAUCUUUGA
Sphenostylis stenocarpa is the source of this 549-nucleotide messenger RNA. Lineage: Eukaryota; Viridiplantae; Streptophyta; Magnoliopsida; Fabales; Fabaceae. The record is from the annotation of a GenBank genome assembly.